Messenger RNA from Triticum turgidum subsp. durum (durum wheat), 810 nucleotides. The record is from the annotation of a GenBank genome assembly. Lineage: Eukaryota; Viridiplantae; Streptophyta; Magnoliopsida; Poales; Poaceae.
AUGCCUCGGCCAAGUGGUAGGGGUGUUCGUGGCCAUGUCCCUGGUCGUGGUGCUGAUUCUGGGAAUGCAGCCGCUGCUGUUGUCCCUGGUCGGGUUGCUGGUCCUGGGUUCACCGCCUCUCCUAGGCGUGCGGUGGUCCCUGGGAUUGCUAUAUGUUACGUGCCACAUCAGCCUGUUGGGUGUCCUCCUCGAAGCCGUACAAGUGAUGGCUGGUUCCCUUUUCUGAGCUCGACCGUGGCUGCGGUAAAUCGUAGAAAACAGAAAAUGUGCGUUGAGUUUCGGCGCGCUCGAUAUGAAGAACAUGUCGUUGAUGGGCCUUUGCCGAAGGAUUGGCAUGGUUUCUCGGUUUAUGUGAGUUCGGAGGUGACUGGGGUAGACCUCAACAGACGGAAAAGAUGGAAAGUGUCGAUUAAAUUGCAACAUCCUAGAUGUGAAGAGAUUGUUGUCCAAGGGCCUGUGCCGAAGGAUUGGCAAGGUUUCUCGGUCAAGUUUGCCGAGUCCCUUAAAGCUUGCUAUGCAGAUAGGUCGUACUACGGCCCUCCGGAUUUCUUGUGCCAAUACUGUGGUGCCUCCUUAUGGUUUGCUGAGUGUUCAAAGUCUAGGUCAUCCUGGACACAAUGUAAGAUGGUUUAUAAUCGCUAUUGUAAAGGCGCUAAGUGUUUUAUACCGUUGAGUUCCAGAAGUGGGGACUGCCUCACGUGCAUAUACUUGUCUGGUGGAGAGGGGGUAAAGAUGGCGAUGACUGAUCUGCAGGCUCUUCUUGUGGGGAACAAGAACCUGACCAUCCAUGUGUAUGUUUCGCGUCUGUAG